UUUAUUAUUAAAUCAGGUACUUAAUUAAACGGUCUUAUCAAGAUUUUAUGCCGUCACAAAUCGGAAAUAACGUGUUGAAGUGUCUGGUUUUUACAUUCGCUGUGAAUGCCUGCGUAGCAUCGGAUGUUUCUACAAGCUCCGAAAUUUCUCGAAACAUGAGUGCUAAAACAAUGUAUUUUGCUUUUGGUAGUAAUCUGUUGACAAGCAGGAUGCAUGUGAUGAAUCCUACUGCCGUUAGAGCUGGAAUUGGAAAACUACAGGAUUAUCAAUUGGAUUUUGUGUCAUAUUCGAAAGUAUGGCAAGGAUUUGCAGCUACCGUUGUACCAAAAGAAGGGAGUCACGUAUGGGGAGCACUAUGGGAAAUUCCAACUGAAAAUAUACCCGAGUUAGAUAAACAAGAAGGUGUCCAAGCCAACAUAUAUUAUCCCAUAACAGUAGACGUGCAAAUGCCUGAUGGAAAAACGAUACAAGCGAGAUGUUACCGUCAAGUAGGAGAGGUACUAGAAGUUAAUUUGCAAAAUUUACCUGACCAACGAAAACCUACACCGGCAUAUUUGAAUACGAUGAUUGAAGGAGCCGUAGAAUCCGGUUUGCCAACGGACUAUAUUGAAUAUAUGAAGAAAAUACCACAUAAUGGAUCGACUGUAAAACCUAACUUAAAUUUCGUUUAUCCUAAAGUAUGA
Molecule: messenger RNA, 683 nt
Organism: Psylliodes chrysocephalus
Lineage: Eukaryota; Metazoa; Arthropoda; Insecta; Coleoptera; Chrysomelidae
Source: the annotation of a GenBank genome assembly